CGCACGUCCGCCACAAUGACCACCAUUGUCCAUGACACUACAGAGGCAGUGUGCCUCUCCUCUGAGUACAACCUGUACCUCAAGCCCAUUGCCAAAAUGACCAUCAGUGUGGCUCUGCCCCAGCUCAAGCUGCCAGGCAAAAGCAUCUCCAACUGGGAGGUAAUGGAGAGGGUGAAGGCCAUGGUGGCUCCAGAGCAGUUUUCAGCCCUGAGAAUCUCAAAGAGCACCAUGGACUUCAUCCGCUUUGAAGGCGAGGUGGAAAACAAGACAGUGGUAAAGAGCCUGCUGGGCCGUCUGGAUGGGAAGAGCAUCAAACUUAGUGGAUUUACUGAUGUCCUGAAGGUCCGUGCGGUAGAGAACAAAGUGGACUUCCCUACGCGUCAUGACUGGGACUCCUUCUUCCGUGAUGCUAAGGACAUGAAUGAGACUCUUCCAGGAGAGAGGCCGGACACCAUUCACCUGGAGGGACUUCCUUGCCGCUGGUUCAGCCAGAAGGACAGCCCAUACCCAGACCGGCCCUCUGAAGAGGUCCUCAUUGCGGUCUUCCAGACAUUUGGCAAGGUACGAAAUGUUGACAUCCCCAUGCUGGACCCAUACAGGGAGGAGAUGAUGGACAAGAACUUCAACACAUUCAGUUUUGGGGGUCAUCUGAACUUUGAGGCUUAUGUCCAGUACCAGGAGUACUGCGGCUUCACCAAGGCAAUGGAUACUCUGCGCAGCAUGAAACUGAUGCUGAAAGGAGACGAUGGAAAGGCAGUGGCCUGCAACAUCAAGGUAACCUUUGAUACCAGCAAGCACCUGAGUGAGCUGGCUCUGAAGAGGAGGAGUAUGGAGAGGAUGAAGUUACAGGAGCUGGAGAGACAGAGAGAGGAACAGAAACGACGGGAGAAGGAAGAAGAGGAGCGGCGUAAGGAGGAGGAGAGGAAACAGAAGGAGCAGGAAGAGGAGGAGAAGGAGAGGAGGAAGGAGGAGAGGUUACGAAAGCGAGAGCAGAAGCUGCGGGAGAGGGAAGAGAGGAGGAACCUGAAGAGGGUGAGGAGACAGCAGGAAGAGGAGCAGAAGAAGCUGCAGAUGAAGAUUGCCAUGGAGGAGAGGAGACUGCUGCUGGCUCAGCGCAACCUGGAGUCAAUACGGCUCAUCGCUGAGCUACUGGCCAGGGCCAAGGCGCUGAAACAACAGCAGCAGGAGAAAGAGAGGGCCGAACGGGAGGAACAAGAAAGGCAGGAGCAGGCUCGAAAGAAAGAGGAACUAGCUCGUCUUCAGCAGCUGGAGGCUUGCCGACGCAAGCAGGAGGAGGAGCUCCGGCGGGUGGAAGUGGAGAAGGAGCGAGCACUGGAGCUCCAGCGCCGUGAGAAGGAACUAAGGGAGAGACUGCUUUGCAAUCUGAUGAAGAAGAGCAGUAAUAAAACCUCAAGACCUCCAGGCACGCAGGACCAGGUUGGCCCUGUGAUGAGUGAGGAGGCCUCUGCUCCUGGUGGCAAUGACGUGAUGUUGGGGGUCCUGGGCCGGGUGUACGGAGUGAAGGCAAGCGAGAGCAAGGAGAGGCAGGUGUCCAAAUCCAGUUUGCAUUCCCAAAGUUUGGGCAAAAACAGAGCGGCAGAGGAGCGGAGAGGAGGGGAGGACAGGAAGAAAGACCGGGAUGGAAGGAGGGAGGAGAUGGUAAGGAGCCGGCACAGCAGGGAGCAAACAAGGGGCCGCUCCCAUAGAGAGAGGAGCUCCCACAGCAGGGGGAGGAGAAGGCGCUCACAUAGCUACAGCAGGAGGAGAAGGAGUUCCAGCUACCGUAGAAGGAGCUCCAGUCGUCACAGGAGGAGCCUUAGUCACCGUGACAGCAGGAGGCACAGCCACAGCCAUUGCAGUAGGAGCACAAGCUCCAGCCGGGACAGGAGCCGGAGCAGCAGUGGGAGGAGUUACAGCAGAGGGAGGAGCCGCAGGCAUAGCCACCAUAGAUACAGUAGAGGCAGCUCCAGGACCAGCAAUAAAAGUAGAGACAGGAGGAGUAACAGCCAUUACAGUCGAGGAUACAGGAGACACAGCUACAGUAGAGACAGGAGCCACUCCAGACGGCGGUAAUCUCCUCAAGUUUAUCGAUCAAUAUAAUCCCCAUUUCUGGGCUUACUCCUAAAGUUCAAGCUUCAAAAGAAUAGAUGUGUUUGGCCCCUAAAUAAAGUAAUGAGGCAAUGUACCAAACAGCCUUCUCCAGAACAGAGCAGCUGGACAAAAACAAGAAAGUAGUUAUAGGAAAGACAUCCCAUUUGAAAGUAAAAGUCAGUUUUACAAAAUCAGAUGAAACAAUAUAUGUAAGUGUACUGUGUGUGUAAGGCAUGCAAAUUGUUGCAGUUUCUAUUUUCACAUAUCAUGCUGUUAUCUUAAAGCUGUUGACAACUGUUAAUUCAUCAAAAUGUUUACAUUUAAUAGUUUCAUGGCAUAAAGCACCACAUUUAGUAUUUUGUUUCCAGGAUAUUCUUUUCCAUGUGUAGAAUAUGUAUGUAUCAAAGUUUUGGUUGAAGUACACUUAAACUCUUAACAGGAAUUAACAUCAGAAGGUUUCAAAAUUGGAGUCAAAAUUACUUAUCCAUUAUAUAAUAACUGAUAUUCAUUACUUUGCAUGUUAAGAACAUUGACUGAUGAAUCAUUGGAUUAAAGGCUACUGUAAUAGGCUGGCUUUAUUUGUAAAUUUUUAAAAUCCAACUGUGAACCCAAAAGCUUGUUAAUGACCUCCAUUUUCUGCAAGCAAGUUGUCUUUGUGCAUGAAUAAUGGUGACUUUUUGAAAGUUGCAAAUACAGAGAACAAUUUUUUUGAUGUGGAUCAGCCUGUUCUUCCACAGCCUGGCUACAGUAGAUAAAUCACAAACUCCUGACUGUAAUGUGAUUAGCAUGAAGUUUCACACACGUUCAGACCCUAUGGCUGCAAAAGUUGUGGAAGACUUUUAAGUGAACCACUGGCUGCUGCUCCAUUACAAAUGUGAAAUAUACACAGACUUAUAUACACAGACUAGAAAACAUACCUCUAUGUUUAGGCUGAUCUGCAAACUGACUGAUUUCACAGUACUGUUUUAGCUGCCUGGAAUAUUUUUUGGAAUACUGCUUCAGUAUUGGCUGCCUUGCUGAUAAGCAGCUCAGGAAAAAAAAUACUCAACUGAAUUCUACAACAGUCUUGUUAAGGUCAACCAAGCAUAACCACUUUCAAAGAUCAUAAAGUUUCAGCAGACAAAGACUGAUUUAAUUUAGUUUAAUCUGAAUUUCUGAAUGUUCGGAAGUUUGUUUGAAAAGGAAAUGUGUUUUGUGUGAACUUGAUGUUGAAAGUCAUGAUAGCUUAAUGAAACAUUGGACUCAACUUUGUAAGCAGCGAUCCUCCUUUCCUCUGUAAUGUGUGAGCCUUGAAAACAAGCGAUGACUUUAAGAUCUGUCCAGUUUCUUCAAAAGUGUUUUGACAAGUCUUGCUUUGUAGUGCUUCUAAUGGCAUUACCACACAUGAACGCAAAACAACCAAUCAGAGCCAAAGGAGUCUUUAACACAGCUGUCAAUCAUAUAAGUAACUGCUUGUGAACUGUGGUUAAAAUAGGCAGCGCUGAUUAAAUAUAAACCAAUAUUCUGUUACUGAGUUGCCUAUUUCUGUCUCAGUAGUUUUCAGAAACUUAUUUCAGUGCACUGUUUAGCUGUAACAUGAGGAUAUGGCAUGACAUUAUUGACAACUCUGUAAGAGACUACUUGGCUCUGAUUCAUUGAAAUUAGUGGGUUGUGGUAGAUUCUAGCAAAUGCCAUAAAAGGGAUGGGCAGACUAUCUUUCUCAUGUACUUCUUUCAGAAUAAUAGUGACAGUUUCAGCAAGUAUGUAGUUAUUUUCCAAGUUACCAACUGUAGCUGUUGUCAUUGUAUUAUUAAACCUUCUGCAAUUCACGUCAAACCAGCAUACAAAAAGUAAAUAUGAGAUGUUAGAAUGUAACUCCUGCUUUCAUGUUCACAAUGUGGUGCUGGAGUGCUGGACACAUUAUUUUAACCUUACUAGUAACUGUACAGACUGUUCUCUGCUGUAUUCCAGCUUUUAGGAAGCCUGUCAGGUCCAGUGGUUUUGUCACACUGCUACAUCAACAUUGUAACUUCUCAUGGCAAAGCCCCUUUGUUCUGUGUACUGUAUGCUCAUGAUCUAUGAGAGCAUGUCUCGCAUACACGUUGUUGAAAUAAAAACUCAA
Messenger RNA from Plectropomus leopardus (leopard coralgrouper), 4192 nucleotides. It is a transcript of the gene akap17a, whose product is annotated as A-kinase anchoring protein 17A. The record is from RefSeq and is a predicted model, not a curated record. NCBI's taxonomy places the organism in Eukaryota, Metazoa, Chordata, Actinopteri, Perciformes, Serranidae.